This is a messenger RNA of Colletotrichum higginsianum IMI 349063, 1518 nucleotides long. Its product is annotated as Major facilitator superfamily transporter. The transcript is spliced from 3 exons. Gene Ontology annotation, cellular component: membrane. The coding region runs from base 1 to 1518 and encodes 505 amino acids. Lineage: Eukaryota; Fungi; Ascomycota; Sordariomycetes; Glomerellales; Glomerellaceae. The record is from RefSeq and is a predicted model, not a curated record. Gene Ontology annotation, biological process: transmembrane transport. Gene Ontology annotation, molecular function: transmembrane transporter activity.
AUGCAUCUAUCCUCGCCACGUCGUUGCCAACCAAUGUCUCUGGACCUCCACGUCGGCGCACGCUACAUCUGGAUCAUGAACGGAUACUUCCUCACUACUGUCGUUGUCCAACCAUUGGUGGGACAAGCUGCCGAUAUUCUCGGCAGGAGGAUUCCCAUGCUCGUCUCUCUAUCACUCUUCACACUCGGGAGUGGACUUUGCGGCGGAUCGACUUCCUUGCCCAUGCUUAUUGCCGCGCGCCUAAUCCAGGGGUUUGGGGGAGGAGGCUUAUUCGUUAUGACAGACACCAUCACCGCCGACCUCAACCCUUUGCGCGAUCGCAUGAAAUACGUGUCCAUGGUCAUGAUGUUCUUCACCCUAGGCUCUUUCCUGGGUCCCAUCAUCGGCGGUGCUAUUGUCGACAACACGACCUGGCGCUGGGUCUUCUAUAUAAACUUGCCUGUUUGUGCGGCCGCCCUCUCCCUUUUCUCUCUCUUUUUACGCGUCAAUCACAAGCGAGAGGGCACCAUUGCUCAACGGCUUGGACGGGUGGACUACUCCGGCAACUUCAUUCUCGUAUGCGCUGUUGUCUCGAUUCUCAUCCCGUUGACCUGGGGAAGCACUACCUCCAGCUGGAAAUCAUGGCAUAUUCUGUUGCCCCUUCUGGUCGGCUUCGCUGGGCUUAUAUUCUUUGGUGGACACCAGGGAAAGUCGCCCGUGAGCCCAUCAUGCCUCUCCGGGUCCACAGCAACAUGUCUUGUGCUUUGGGCUACGGGAUUACCUUCUUGCACGUUGCACGGAAUCGUCCUCAGCUGGCUCAGCUUCUUUCUUCCAGUGUACUUCCAAAUUCUCCUCGAGUCCACUCCCCUUCAGUCCGGAGUCAAACUCCUCGCCGUUGUCAUCCCUCUUGCCCCCGCCGGAAUGGCCGGCGGCAUCGCUAUAGCUUUAACCGGUCACUACAAGAUUGUCAUCGUUGCCGACUUCGUCCUCCUGUCAAUAGCGGUCGGCUGUAUUACCACACUGGAUGCCAACUCCUCCACCGCCGUUUGGAUUGUGUUCCAAGUUCUCGCCGGGCUGGGCGGCGGCCUCUCCCUGACCGCUACCCUGCCCGCUGUCCAGGCGCCGGUGCCCGAAUCAGAUGUGGCCAUCGCCACCGCCGCGUGGGCUUUCGCGCGGUCUUUUGGAGCCAUCUGGGAUGCCGCCAUCCCUUCCGCCGUCUUCGAUUUCCGUUUCGACGAGCUUUUCCAUCUCAUCCCUGAGCCGUCGGUGCGUGACCUGCUCGCCCACGGUGUCGCGUAUGAGCAUGCCAUCCGCUUGCUCAUUGAGCAGUUUGACGCUCAGCCAGUGCUCAAGGAACAGGUCAUCCAUGCACUCAAGAGAGUUUGGGUUGUUCUGAUUCCGUUUGCUAUUGUUCCCAUUGGUCUGGCUCUCUGCAUGAAGGAGAUUGAGCUGAGAAAAGAGUUCAAAACCGACUUCGGACUCAAAGAAACACUGGAAGCCCGAGGCCAAAAACUGCAAGGUUGGUUAAAUAGUGGAUAA